Molecule: messenger RNA, 2906 nt
Organism: Trifolium pratense (red clover)
Lineage: Eukaryota; Viridiplantae; Streptophyta; Magnoliopsida; Fabales; Fabaceae
Product: nudix hydrolase 3
Exons: 20
Coding region: 103-2538 (811 amino acids)
Cellular component (GO): cytoplasm
Molecular function (GO): dipeptidyl-peptidase activity
Source: RefSeq, a predicted model, not a curated record
AUUGCCGGUUCGACUCGGGCCUGGUUUUCUAAAAACAUUGAGUUGUGACUUGUGAAAGCAAGUUGUCGAGAAAAUCAUAAUCUCAUUCCCCGCAAAAACGCAAUGGCCGAAGAAAAAUCCCGCAUUCAACACUCACAAGAAGAAGAAGAACGCUUUGAUGUUCUAACAAAAACCGGUGAGAAAACCGGAAUUUCCAAACCCAGAAGUGAAGUUCAUCGAGAUGGUGAUUACCAUCGCGCCGUUCACGUUUGGAUUUUCGCCGAAUCCACACAGGAGCUACUUCUCCAACGCCGUGCUUCUUGCAAAGAUUCAUGGCCUGAUCUUUGGGACAUUUCUAGCGCCGGUCACAUUUCUGCUGGUGAUUCCUCCCUAAUCACUGCUAGGAGGGAGCUAGAAGAAGAGUUAGGUGUAAACCUUCCCAAGGAUGCAUUUGAAUUGAUAUUUGUUUUCCUACAGGAGUGUGUCACAAAUGACGGAAAGUUCAUCAAUAACGAAUAUAAUGAUGUGUUUCUGGUAACUACUAUAGAUCCAAUACCUCAGGAAGCUUUUAAACUUCAGGAAUCUGAAGUUUCUGCUAUUAAAUAUAUCGCUUAUGACGAGUAUAAAAGGUUGCUAGCCAAAGAAGAUUCAGAUUAUGUCCCUUAUGAUGUUCAUGGACAAUACGGUCAACUAUUUGAUAUAAUUGAGAAGAGGUACAAAGAGAAUACCGUAGCACGCAGUUUGGCUCUACAAAAGCAACUAAGUCGCUAUGCUCCCGUUUCUCUCAAUGUAGAGUUGACAGGACUUGCAGAUUCAGACAAAGAGGCUCUUGUUUUUAUUGUCAAGGCUGCAACUGUUAUGGAUGAAAUUUUUUAUCUGCAGUCGUGGUACAGUAAUCCCGCUCUUAGAGAUUGGUUGAAGGAGCAUGCUGAUACGUCAGAGUUAAAUAAAUUGAAAUGGUCCUAUUAUCAGAUAAACAAGAGCCCAUGGUCUACCCUUGACGAUGAUGAGGCAUUUUUGACAACUGCAGAUUCAGCAAUAAGGCUGCUCACUAAAGCAACUAGGACAGUUAGAGAGUGGAAAGGUCUGGAAUACAGAGCAGCAUUUCCCAUCCUUAAACCUGCCGGUGCUAAUUUCUAUCCCGCUGACAUGGACAAAAGGGAGUUCAAUAUAUGGAAUGACAGUCUAGCAAAGGAUCAACAGCAAGAGGCAACAAGCUUUUUCACUGUUAUUAGAAGGCACAGUGAAUUUAUUUUGGAUUCCGGUCUGUCCAAUGAUAAAGUAGAUUCAUCUAAGGAUCUGUAUAUAGUUCCCUAUUCUCAAGAGUACAAGUCACUUCUUGCAAAAGCUGCUGAUUUUUUGCAUAAAGCUGGAGACAUUACCAACUCAACAAGGUAUAUUGUUCUUUUAUCCAUUCUCUCAUCGAUUUUCAGCUACAUGCUAAAUUACUUACAUUGUUGGCUAAUAACUCAUUGUUCCAAGUGUAGUUUGAAGAAGCUGCUACAUAGCAAGGCUGAUGCUUUCCUUUCUAAUGAUUAUUAUAACUCUGACAUCUCCUGGAUGGAAUUGGACUCUAAGCUGGAUGUGACAAUUGGGCCAUACGAAACUUAUGAAGAUAAACUUUUUGGAUAUAAGGCUACCUUUGAAGCAUAUAUUGGAAUCAGGGACGAUGAAGCAACAGCUCAACUGAAACUUUUUGGUGAUAAUCUGCAGCUUCUGGAGCAAAAUCUUCCAAUGGAUAAUGCAUACAAAUCAAAAUCUGUGAAUGCAGCACCUAUUCGUGUGAUCCAACUUCUUUAUAAUGCAGGGGAUGUCAAGGGACCACAAACUCUUGCUUUCAAUCUACCAAAUGAUGAGCGCAUUGUAAAUGACAGGGGAACAUCAAUGGUCAUGCUUAAGAAUGUUUCAGAGGCUAAGUUCAAUCAGAUUCUUUUACCUAUAGCUGCUGCCAGUAUUGCUGAGGAACAACAAGAACUCGUAGAUUUUGAAUCUUUUUUUACUCAUACUAUUUGCCAUGAGUGCUGCCAUGGAAUUGGACCUCAUACAAUAACACUUCCAAAUGGUCAACAGUCGACUGUGAGACUGGAAUUGCAAGAAUUUCACUCAGCUCUGGAAGAAGCAAAGGCUGAUAUAGUUGGCCUCUGGGCAUUGAGGUUCUUAAUCUCUCAGGACAUGCUUUCCGAAAGUUUAUUGAAGUCCAUGUAUGUUUCUUUUCUUGCUGGAUGCUUCCGCUCAGUACGUUUUGGCUUAGAGGAAGCUCAUGGGAAAGGACAAGCAUUGCAGUUCAACUGGUUAUAUGAGAAAGGAGCCUUUGUCUCGCAUUCUGAAGAUAAAUUUUCUGUCGAUUUUUCCAAGAUUGAAGGUGCAGUUGAAGGCCUGAGCAGGGAGAUACUCACCAUACAAGCCCAAGGUGAUAAAGAGGCUGCUGGCUUGCUUCUUCAGAAAUACGGUGUGAUGACAGAACCAUUGAAAGUUGCUCUGGAAAAGUUAGAGAAUAUUCAGGUACCUGUUGAUGUGGCUCCUACCUUCCCCGUUGCUGACAAAAUAUUGCAAAGAUAGCAACAUAACUUAGGUACAAAAAGUUCCAUGCUUACAAAAUCUUUGCGUCAACCUGGAAAAAGUUAUUGAAUCAAUGUCCUUUCGUGGUAGUUGUUCCUACUAAAUAAUGGUGUACUUGUAUCUGUUUUUUUUUAUGGACUGGAGUACUUGUAUCUCUGUGAUGUUUCUAUUCUCCUUCAAUUGAUUCUGAAGGAAAAAUUCAUUGUCUUUGGAGAAUAGUUUGAUACGUUAUCUAGAUAUUUUACGCAACCGGCAAGAUUGGAUUUUAUUGAUACAAACACUACUCUAAGAUUUGAUUGUUUUUAAUCAAAGUGUAUUAAUCUUAUGAUAAUAAUUUUAAAUGGUUUAUUUGUAAUAUUCUGCAUUAA